AUGGCUAUUAGACAUUUACUAUCUUCCAUCUUACUCUUUGGAGGUUUUGCAGCUGCAUUCCCAUACAAGCAUGAUUAUGAGUGGGUUACCCAAUAUCUAGGCGACUAUUCUCCUUAUCCUGGUUCAGCAGGUCCUAUUCCAGCGACUGAUCCUAUCACAUCCCAAUACAAUGUCGAGCAGCUCCAUGCUUUCUUACGACACGGGACACGUUAUCCUGAGAAAGAUAACACCAAUGGGAUUGCCUCAGUGGUGCAGAAAUUGUAUUAUGCCGAAAACAAGACGAGCAUUCCUUGGAUUGAUGAAUACGUGAACGAAUUCAAAAGCGAAAAUGUCUUUCGGCUUGAUACAAUCGGCGUAAUGGAGCUCUAUGAACAUGGAGAACGUAUGGCUGCUAGCUAUCCUGAUCUUAUCAAGGCAGCUGUUUCAUUCAAUGAGACUACAAAUCAAUCACAACUCAAUGACGUCUUUGAGAGCUACGUGUCACCAACACCACGCACUCGUCGUUCAGCCAUUGCCUUUCAUCGUGGUUUGUUCAAGGACGUAUCAAAAGACAAAGCAAGCCAAACAUUGUUGGGCCAAUUUGUGAAGCGCUUUAUUCCCAACCAAGGACACAUUGAUGAAAGAUACGAUGCAAUGAACGCUGAACAGUGCGACAAGACGAUUCAUGAACCAGGCAGUUGGCGUAUGCAAAAAGUACAUCAGUGUUUUGAUCGUUUUGGCAUGGAUGCAGCCAAGAGGCUAACGCUGCAAUUGGGCGGAAAUUGGACGCCUCAAGAUGUUAAAUUUGCAUACUAUGGAUGUGCCUUUGACGUGUCCCUUCAUCAACGUACCGACACGUUUUGUUCUUUGCUUACACCAGAAGAAAUAGAGAACCUGUACUAUUGCUUCGACCUUAAAUACUAUUACGUCCUGGGUUAUGGUAAUCGCUUAAAGGAAGGUGUUGUUUGCGAUCUCAUGCGUGAUACGGUGGACAAUAUUAUGCACAAGCAAAAAAGGAUCAUCACGCGUGCGUCACAUGACACCAUGAUUGAAGGAUUAGCAACGCUGUUUGAGUUAUUCAAGGACCCAUCUCCUUUGGAACCUGACUGGUCGAUAGAGCAAAUUAGACAGCGCAAGUUUCAAGGCACUAAGCUGAUGCCCUUUGGUGCGAACAUGGUAUUACAAGUGCUCACUGAGAAGAAUGGCAGCGAAGAAGAGGAGGAAGACAACAGCACAACUACACAAAAAUGGAUCCGCUUUUUGCUACAUGAACAUCCCAUGGUCCUCCCUGGAUGUCAAAACGAGGUGUGCCCAUUGGAUGAUUUUAUCUCUUGGAUUCAAAAACGCUUGGAGAAAUGUCCCAGCUAUCAUGAUGCAUGUGCCAGUGUACCUCAAGUCAAUGAAGAGCCUAAAGGCCCCAUGAGUAAUCUCGACUAG
This is a messenger RNA of Lichtheimia ornata, 1416 nucleotides long. RefSeq lists its product as uncharacterized. Bases 1 to 1416 code for a protein of 471 amino acids. The record is from RefSeq and is a predicted model, not a curated record. NCBI's taxonomy places the organism in Eukaryota, Fungi, Mucoromycota, Mucoromycetes, Mucorales, Lichtheimiaceae. The transcript has a single exon. Gene Ontology annotation, molecular function: acid phosphatase activity.